Ictalurus furcatus (blue catfish) is the source of this 5264-nucleotide messenger RNA. RefSeq names its product abhydrolase domain containing 12, lysophospholipase (gene abhd12). The transcript is spliced from 13 exons. Bases 892 to 2070 code for a protein of 392 amino acids. Gene Ontology annotation, biological process: phosphatidylserine catabolic process; monoacylglycerol catabolic process. Gene Ontology annotation, cellular component: endoplasmic reticulum membrane. The record is from RefSeq and is a predicted model, not a curated record. Gene Ontology annotation, molecular function: monoacylglycerol lipase activity; phosphatidylcholine lysophospholipase A1 activity. NCBI's taxonomy places the organism in Eukaryota, Metazoa, Chordata, Actinopteri, Siluriformes, Ictaluridae.
CACUUAUAUUCUCUUUAAGCGUUAUAAAAUAAGAUAUAUAAAUAUAUUAAACGAAACGUCAUACUAAACCGGUCGUAGUUAUUCUAUCAGAUAAAGAUAACAGAGAACCUAUGAAUUAGAUAUAAGAUAACGUUAGUUAGCUAAUAGUUUUUAAUUAAACGGGGGAGAACUUGUCGCUAAAUAUGAAUAAUAUUUCAUUUAUUCAGUUAAGGCUCGGUGACUAUUCACUAAAGCACUUAAGGUGGCACUUGGAUGUUAAGAAUGUUCGCUAACUGUAUAAAGUAAUGUUGUUGUAUAGCAAUAAAUGUGCGUCGUUAGCUGCCUAGCAUCAAUUAAAACGACAAAUUAAACUGCUAAACAUGUUAACGAAAUUUUAAACCAAAUCCGGAAAUAGUUCAAAACACAUUCCGUCUGAUUUACCUAUAAGUUUUUUCCCACCUGUAUUCAUAUCGCAUAUAGAAUCACAGCGCAGGAGGUGUGGUUUGCCACAAAACGAGUGGGUUCGCAAGAUCACGCUGCUAAGUUACCAUUGCCAAGAUGGCUGCCGCAGGUCGUCUCUGAUUGGCUGUUGCGGGAACCUGGGGGAAAGGUUGCCUGUCUCCUAUUGGUUGUUCUGGAAGCGUGGGCGAAAGGUUGCGCGUCGUUGAUUGGCUGCCCGGUAAAACCUACGGGGAAAGGUUGCAUUGAUCAGCUGCUCUCUGCAGAUAUCUCACUUUCUGAAAACAAUGUAGAAGUGCUGAAGAAACACAGAGGAGGAAAGGAAACGUUUGCGCUGUCGGACUUUUGGGUGAAGCUCCGGGUCAGAAUCGCCACCUGUCUUCUUUAUUAAGAGAGAAAACGGACUGGAUCAGGCUGCUUCAUCUUUUCCAACAACUCGUAUCGUUUAAUCGCAUGUCAUAUUCUCUUUUCCGCAUCUGCUCAGUUCCUGGCGUUUCAGCGAUGCGAAGGCGGAAUAACUCUCCCCUCGAAGAGCAUGAAAGCUCCCUCACGCUGCAGAACCGGGGGACGGAUCUGACAGACGACGGAGACAGGAGCACAGAGACGGAGAGAGCCAUGAGGCGAAAAUACCGGAGGAGUCGUUUGAUGUGGAGGUUGACGAGGAUCUUCCUCUGGGUUUUGGGGAUCUACAUUGCUAUUCCGUUCAUCAUCAAGCUCUUUCCUUUCAUCCAGGCCAAGCUGGUCUUUUUAAACUUUGUGAGGGUGCCAUAUUUUAUCGAUCUUAAGAAGCCGCUCGAUCAAGGCCUGAACCACACCCACAACUUCUACCUUCAGCCAGAGGAUGGUGUUCAUAUUGGAGUGUGGCACACAGUACCAGCCCUGCUGUGGAAGGAGGCACAGGGAAAAGAUAGAAGCUGGUACGAAAGCAAGCUCCAGUCCUCUCAUCCUGUCAUGCUCUAUCUGCAUGGCAACGCAGGCACCAGGGGAGGAGACCACAGAGUGCAGCUCUAUAAGGUCCUUAGUUCAUUAGGCUACCAUGUAGUCACAUUCGAUUAUAGAGGUUGGGGGGAUUCAGAGGGCAGCCCUUCUGAGAGAGCGAUGACGCAGGAUGCUCUCUUCCUCUACCAGUGGCUGAAACAGAGGAUCGGCAGCAACCCGCUCUACAUCUGGGGCCACUCUCUGGGAACCGGAGUGGCCACUAACUUAGCCAGGCGUCUGUGUGACAGAGGAACACCACCUGACGCUGUUAUCCUGGAGUCUCCUUUUACUAACAUCAGGGAGGAGGCCAAGAGCCACCCUUUCUCCAUGGUUUACAGGUAUCUCCCAGGCUUUGACUGGUUCUUUUUGGACACCAUCACUGCCAACGACAUCCGAUUUGCCAGCGAUGAGAAUGUGAAUCAUAUGUCCUGUCCAGUCCUAAUUCUCCAUGCUGAGGACGAUCCCGUUGUCCCUUUCCACUUAGGAAAAAAGCUGUACAAUAUAGCGGCUCAGUCCAAGAGCCUGAAUGGACACAAGGUACAGUUUAUUCCAUUUCCCAGCGCGCAGGGCUACAGGCACAAGUUCAUCUACCGCAGUUCCCAGCUGCCUCACAUACUCAGUGACUUUCUCAGCACGACUCAUCCACACUUAUAACUGAAAGCUCUACCAGAUUGUCCUCUUUUCCCCUCCCACACACACACACACACACACACACACACACACACACACUGUGCAUUCCAUACUUCAGUAAAUCACCUGAAGAGCCGAGAACAGCGAGCAUGAGGAAGAGCGGAAUGGCAGCUUGAGCACAACAUAUGCAAAGAAAUAUGCAAACGUGCACUGAACAGAAACUGGAUAUUUGUAAGCGACACACUGCACAUGAGUGUAUGACACGGUGAGAUAGCAUGUGGUGUAUUUUAUGAAGAUGUCAUUUCCCUCUGCAGCAGCUGCUACUCUACUGAAAUAAUCACUAGUAGAGCUUACUGGACCUUUUAUCCAUUUGGUGUGAACUUUAAUCAUGUAAGAGUUAAAGUGAAUUAAAGGUGGGGUUUUUGGGGUAGUACUAACAAUGGCCAUUUUUCAACAAAAUCACCAGGAUGCGUAACUUGUACAAAUCAACCUCAUUAACUCAUUCUUUUUCAGAUUGCUAGUGAUGACAAUCUCAGAAUAUGUCAAAGUUUAACUCCUCUUUGGUUUGAUUUUUUUUCUUCUUCUUCUUCUUCUUCUUCUUUUCUUUUUUUGAUAUUUUAUCAUAAUCUCUCUUCACACGUUACAAACAUUUGAAGUUGGUAAAAGUUUGACCAUUGGGUAUUUAUUUAUUUUUUUUAAAUUAGAACUACUGUAAUUAACUUAGAUAUGUAAAACUUGUCUAACUGCAUCUGUAGAUUCACUGGACACGGUUACGAGAACCUGCAGAGCCUUCACAAAUAUCUAAGCCAAUAAUAUGAAUAUUUACCAAAAUAGCAUAAAAUAUAUCUAUAUGUAUAAAUCUGUUGGGUGAAUUAUGGGGGCUUAUUUAAUUACAUGUUCCCAGGAUUCGCUGUAGAUAUUAGAGUAUUAGAGUGAUCACAUGGGACGAUAUUUGUGUAAUCACACGGUUUUCAAUUGGCACUAUACAGAUAAAUAACAAAGUUGCACUAUUCAUAAAUAAUUGCAAAUAACAGUCUCCUGAUGGCAAUCAGAUGGGGUUUUUUUUUUUUUUUUUAACGUAAACAUCAACACAUUUUUCCGUUAUUACAAAACUGUAUUUUAUUAGCUAGCUGUAAGGCGAUGCUUCUACACCCACACAGACAGCAAUACACUCGCUUUACUGAGCUCGUCUUAACCAAACUGCAUCUCACACUAUGGAGCAAUAAUGUACUGUACUGAUUCAUCCCGACUGUAACAUACUAAAUUUGGGUUGCAGAAAGUAUGAAUUAUGAGCCAUAGAUCAACAAAAUGUUCUGAAUGUAGGAUCUGUGGGUGUGUGUGUGUGUGUGUGUGUGUGUGUGGGUGUGUGUGUGUGUGUGUGUGUGUGUGUGUGUGUGUGUGUGUGUGUGUGUACAAACUGUAAAAGCAAUGAGAAAGCUAACUUUAUUGGAGACAUUUUAAACCUGGAUGAGAGAAAUGCGCUUUUUCAUGGUGUACUCGAUACAUUGAUGGGAUUUGGGGUUUCUAAAUUCCAGGCCGAUUUACAAUGAGCAAUGAUGUUGGUUUGUAGAAAUUAUUUAAGUAGAUCUUGAGGGGUUAGUGAACAUGCCAUCACUACAUAUUUUUGACUUCCUGUGAGCUUUGAGUUGUUUAACACUGUUGGCGUUUCUGUACGAGUUCAUUAAAUCAUUAAAGACCUGCUAUGCACGUCCACUUUACUCAAAAGGUACAUAACAACGAAGGUUAAAAGAUUGAAGUAGACCAUGAACAGGACCCUAUGAAGUAUAUAUGUAUGUAGAGAAGUGUGCGCACACAAGUUAGCUUUAGCAUUACUAGCCUCUGAGUACUUUUUUUCCCAAAGAGUGUCCCCUAGUCUGGUCUAGUCUAGUCUAGUCUAGUCUAGUCUAGUCUAGUCUAGGUCCUUCUACACAUUAUAUGAGCAUCCCAAAAGUUAGAGUUCUUAUUGUUAUUGCCUGUUGUGUAACUAGCUCAUGACUUGCUUGCUAACAGGCUAAUUUGUGGCAAAUGAGAGAAAAGUCAACACACAAGUCAAUAAAGAAACAUGACCCCCUAAAUGCUGCAUGAACACCUCCUAACAUUCUGCAAACAUUUCUGUUAAAACUUACAUUUUCUCACAAUGCAUCAUGGGAAUGCACAGUCUCUUAGCCGACCAGAUCAUCAUCAAAAACGUUCAAGAAGUCUUAAAUGAAUUUUAUGGAUUCUUAUGAAACAUUUCUAAGUGUCUGAUUAUCUAUUAGGACUCUAGUAUUUGGGAUGUGACCUGUUUCUUGGUUUGUUUGUUUUUUGGGUUUUUCUCCCGCUCUUUCUUCCCUAAGUGAGUGACCAAAGCCUUGAACAAGUCAACUGAAACUGUGUUUUUUUUUGUUUUGUUUUUUUUUAUUACUUGGUUUGGUAUCAGAUGCAUGUUAAUCUUAAUAAAACCAUUGCAACUAGUUAAGAUCUGAAUAAAUUUAGAUUUUUUCCCCCUAUAAUUUGUAAUAACAUUAUGUAUAGAAAGACUGUGCUUCUGAGCUCUCAGCUCAAAUUCCCUUCAGCUGCCUUUGUCAAAGACCAAACACAAAAUUUGAGCAUAUUUUCAGUCUGUUUAGUACUUUUAUGAAAUGUCUUGUUAUUUAAAAACAGUUACUACUCUUUUUUGUUGCAAUAUAUCAUGUGUGGUUUACAGUUGUUGUUUUGUUUUAAGCUGCUAAACCUUACUGUACUACUGGGCACAAACACAACCAUGUACAGUCUGUCUGUUUGUACAUAAUAAAGGAUUGAACUCACAUUUGACUGGAUUUUUCACUACAGCUCCAGAUUUUCUGUUGGAAAACUGAAGCGUAUUAUAAAAAUAGAUUGAUAAAGGAUUUAGAAUAUUGCUAUAGGAAUUACAUGUAUUCAGACAGUCGGGGGGGGGAUUAUAACAUCCAUCCGUUCAUUUUCCAAACCGCUUAUCCUACACAGCGUCACGGGGGAACCUGGAGCCUAUCCGAGGGGCCUCGGGGUAUAAUUCGGGUGCCAACCCAUUACAGGACACAAUUGCGCACACACACAUUCACACACUGUGGACAAUUUGGAAAUGAUGAUCAGACUACAACGCAUGUAUUUUGGACUUGGAGAGGAAACCAGAGUACCCGGAGGGAACUCCCGAAGUCCCGGGAGAACACGUGAACCCUCUGCGCACAGGGCGGACGCAGGAUUCAAACCCCUAGCCCAGG